Messenger RNA from Hermetia illucens (black soldier fly), 1209 nucleotides. Its product is annotated as protein RER1. Gene Ontology annotation, cellular component: Golgi membrane. The record is from RefSeq and is a predicted model, not a curated record. Gene Ontology annotation, biological process: protein retention in ER lumen; retrograde vesicle-mediated transport, Golgi to endoplasmic reticulum. The transcript has 4 exons. The coding region runs from base 212 to 772 and encodes 186 amino acids. NCBI's taxonomy places the organism in Eukaryota, Metazoa, Arthropoda, Insecta, Diptera, Stratiomyidae.
AACUUCAUAUCAGUAAUGUCAGUGACAUGACGUGGAGUAGAAUUUGUAACUGAGUUGAACAGAUUUUUGUGAUGACAAAAUCGAAUGGAAAAAUAAUGAGGCAAACGAUAUUGCAGUAGUGCACCUUUUUUUAUUAAGUAUUUACAAACCUAUCUACAGUUAAUGUAACAUAUAGAAAAAUUAGCAGUCACGGCAGAAGCAAAUCGCGAGAAUGAUGAACGAGGAAACUACCAGCUCGAGUGGCGGCGUAUCGAAAUAUUUCAUCCGAUUAUCGCAAACGUACCAGUCGUUCCUGGACCGACUGACACCGCACACGAAAUUCCGAUGGGUUGCGGCCGUCGUCCUCAUACUGGUCUUUCUCUUGCGGAUAUUCAUCUACCAAGGAUGGUACAUCGUUACGUACGCGCUGGGCAUCUACCACCUAAAUUUGUUUAUAGCAUUUCUAACACCCAAGAUAGACCCGGCCCUUGAUUUCGAUGAUGAAGGCGGGCCCGAACUACCCACAAAGGCGAACGAAGAGUUCCGACCGUUCAUUCGUCGUCUCCCUGAGUUCAAAUUCUGGUAUGCUGUCGUCAAAAGUACUGUGAUCGGCUUAAUAUGCACUUUCUUUGAAGUUUUCGACGUUCCGGUGUUCUGGCCAAUCUUAGUCAUGUAUUUUAUCACACUCUUCUGCAUAACAAUGAAGCGGCAAAUAAUGCACAUGAUUAAAUAUAGAUAUCUACCAUUCACACACAAUAAACCCCGCUACCAGCGAGUGAACGACGCCAAGUGACAAUUAGCCGCACAGACACUGCCCCAGGAGAGGUCGGCGAGGGAUAUAGCGCCGACUCAUACCAAUAAUAAGGACGCGGAGGAUCCAAAAAGUUCAGUAGAACAAUCUCAAAUUAUAACUGUUGUUUAGAGAGAGGAGGAAGAUAGCGAGGAAACGAAGGGGACGCGAGGGAACCAAGUUCAUCUCGCAACAUUAUCCUGGAAUAUUAAUUACAUACCCAACACGUUUCAGUUAUAGUUUUCGUAUAAUUUGUCCGGCAUUAUUAUUGGGAACGCAGUGUUCUGUGCUAGUAGCGGGUUUACCUUUACUUUCGCCCUAAUCAUUUCGUAUUUUGAGUUACUUAGUUUUAAUGUGAAACAAAGCAAGAAAAUGGUAUUUAUGUUAUUGAUUAUUUGUACUCAAUGUCCUGUUUAAUACAAGAUAUAUCGUGUACAAAG